Messenger RNA from Lottia gigantea (owl limpet), 1227 nucleotides. RefSeq lists its product as hypothetical. The record is from RefSeq and is a predicted model, not a curated record. Gene Ontology annotation, biological process: small GTPase-mediated signal transduction. NCBI's taxonomy places the organism in Eukaryota, Metazoa, Mollusca, Gastropoda, Lottiidae. Gene Ontology annotation, cellular component: cytoplasm; plasma membrane. The transcript has 12 exons. Gene Ontology annotation, molecular function: small GTPase binding; guanyl-nucleotide exchange factor activity. The annotation marks the transcript as partial.
GAGAAGUUUUUAGUACGUUACAGUAAACAAGGCAUGCCUUUAUCAAUGGAUAAACUAGACGCUUAUUAUGGUUUAUUCUUGGACCUAUCUGAUGAAGAUUUGAAUAAAGAUUUAUUUAUAGUGGCUCAAAUUUAUAGAUAUGGUAAGUUUAAACUUGUAUUAUUGGAUAACAACAGUAAAAAGGCUCCAGUGUUUAAAUAUAGACGUCCCUGGGGAUGUGCUGGUAGCAAUCUGUAUCACUCUCUAGAAAAUCUGACACCAAGUUCCUCUACAAAUAAUCAAAAUUUUAUCCAUUACAGUUGUGUAGAUGCUGAGAGUAAUAUGACCAGUCUUCACGAAUCUUUAAUUAAAAAAGCUCAAAAUCCUCAAAAAUCCUUACUUCCAGACAAAUCAGACAGGAAUAAUUUUGGAAUGGCGAUAUCAUUAAGAAUGUUACGAGGAGACUUGCCUACUGUUAAAACAGAGAGUCCUAUCUUAUUUACUAAAGAUGUAGCUAUAGCUCAACGUCUAGGGUUCUCUGAUACAGUUGUCAAUCCAGGUGAAGUUCGUAAUGACCUGUAUUUAACUAUAAAUUGUGCCGAAUUCGACCGUGGAACGAAGAAAUCAGCUAAAAAUGUAGAAAUAGAUAUAUCUGUUUUUGAUAUCAAUGGUGUUAUUAUUCCAGACUGUAUAAAUUGUGGUUGUGGAGAGAGCAAUAAAACUGUUUAUAACACCUCAGUAUUUUACCAUCAAAACUCUCCAAAAUGGAACGAUAUAAUCAGAUUAUCUAUUCCAAUAGAUAAGUUUACAGGAGCUCAUAUUAGACUGGAUUUCUACCAUUGCUCAACUCGAGAUAAAAAUGAGAAGAAAUUACAAGGUUUCUCCUACCUUUGUUUAACAGGAAAAGAUAGCAGUACAGUUUAUGAUGGACAGCAUGAACUCUGUAUAUAUAAGUGUGAUGAUAUAAAGAAGAUAAAAGACUAUAAAAAUCUACCCAUGUACCAGGAUGAGUUGAACGACAUCCAGAAAUCGGCUGCCACCCCCCUGCCCUUUCAACGUAACUCUAAAGAAUAUUGUCUAGUUUCUACCUUAUUGUGUUCAACAAAAUUUACUCAGAAUACGGGGUUAUUAAGUGUAUUACAGUGGUCUAUGAAUAGAGAUAAAAUAUCAGAUAAUCUACGGAACUUGAUUAGAUUACGUUCUCAAGAAAUUGUCAAGUAUUUACAAGAUAUAUUGGAUGCAUUAUUU